AUGCGAUCCUCUAUCUCUUUUCUCGCUCUUAUUCCCCUCCUGACUUCCAUCUCCGCCUCACCCCUCAAAGCUCGACAAGAAGUCAUCGGCGUCUCGUCUCCCGGUGCUGAAGCUGGUAGUGCAACCGCUACCGAAUCAGGUGUGACGGCUUCCUCUUCAGCAGCUGCCGAAGCGGGUACACCAGCUGCUGACGCCAGUGCUACAUUCGCUGCCGAAUCAUCCAGUGCAUCCGAUACUGCUGCUUCAGCUUCUUCUACCAAUAGCCCCGCUGUGGCUGCUGCUACGGCUGGUAGUACCGCAGAUACUUCCAAUGAUCUGACGGUAGUCAAGUUCGCCGCUUUGGCUGAAUCACUCGAAAAGACAUUCUACGAGACCGCCUUGAGCAAAUUCGAUGCUCAGGCUUUUACAGACGCUGGAUUUGUCGAUGGUCAAGGUAUCUUUGAUCAAUUACAGGUAAUUGCCACAGAUGAAGCUACUCAUCUAACGGUCCUCCAAUCCGUCGCUCAAUCUCUCGGAAGCUCAACAUCCGACGUGGAUAGUUGCACUUUCAAUUUCGAUAGUGCUCUAACGGAUGUAACGACUUUAUUGGCUACUGCGAGGGUAUUAGAGUUUGUAGGGAUUGAUGCGUAUAUCGGCGGUACCACUUUGAUAGGUGAUAAAUCGCUUCAGGUGUCUGCCGCUGAGAUAACGACUGUUGAAGCUAGACACAACACCGUUCUGAAUACUUUGAAUGGCGGAUCAUCGGUCCCUAACGCAUUCGAUAUGGUUUUAACCCCUCAACAAGUAUUAAGCGUCGCUGCGCCAUUCGUUUCCGGUGGUUGUGAUCCAGUUGCCGCAUUGGGUUUGACUCCCACUCCAGCAUUGGUUAUAACCAACACCGACGUCCCUCAACCCGGUACUCUCCUUACAUUUGGAGGAGCAGGUCUAGAUGGGAAAGACCAAGCUGGUUUGUUCUGUAAUAUGAUAGUUGGAGGAGCAACCGAGUCAAUCAAUUUACCUAUUGCGGAAUGUAAGGUUCCAGAUGGGCUGGAUGGUGCAGUCCACUUGUUUAUUACUAGUUCUUCUACACCACUAAGCUCAAAUAUCGUUAAUCAAGAUGCAAAUGCAAUUGUAGCUGGUCCAGCGAUCGCUUUUAUCGAUACAAUUGCCAACCCUCAGUCUCAGUUGUUGCUCGGUACCAAUAUUAACUCGAACGCAGCUGCGACGAACGGCAGUAGCGGUACAGGAAAGAAAAAGAUUGUCAUCACUCAAACCAUCAUAGAAGAGGACAUAGUGUGA
This is a messenger RNA of Kwoniella botswanensis, 1278 nucleotides long. RefSeq lists its product as uncharacterized. The record is from RefSeq and is a predicted model, not a curated record. The transcript has 10 exons. The coding region runs from base 1 to 1278 and encodes 425 amino acids. NCBI's taxonomy places the organism in Eukaryota, Fungi, Basidiomycota, Tremellomycetes, Tremellales, Cryptococcaceae.